AUGUCAAUUUCCAGGCUACAUUCCUCAGUCUAGAGGAAGUAACAGUGCAGAGGAACGACAGCAUGAAGGUGAUAUGGUACAGUGAUGACGUAAAGAAUGGCAUGCUUUUCUCCAAACUCAAGACUUUGAAACUUAAAGCUCUUCCAAGACUGGAAAGCAUCUGCUCAGGGAGUUGCAACUUUGAAUUCCCUUCUUUGAAAGAUGUAAUUGUGAUGGAGUGUCCAAGUAUGCAGACUUUCUCUAAGGGAGAAGUAAGUACACCAAAACUGCAGAAAGUGAAACUGACAGAAGAUGAAGAUGAAGGAUGUUGGGAAGAUGGCGUUAAGCCCAGAAUAGUUUUUGAUGAGAAAGAGUGGUGAUGACUCUGAAGAAGACUGGUCUAAUGCUUUACACAAGCUGUGUGAUUAGGUUAAUGCUUGAGAUGGUUUAUAUGGUGCACUCAUAAGCUGGAUUUCAACCGUGCCAAGCCGAAUUUUUUUCUUCUGACUUUAAAAUGUUAUUUAAACUCCUAAAACUAGUCUUCUUAAUUCGAAACUCCAUUUGUAUGACUAUCUUCUUCUUUUUUAAUUUCUGCAAGCAACUUAGACUUUUUAUUUUUCUGGUUUGGUUUUAUAUGGUGAAGGAGAAUAUUUAAACUUGAUUAUACCUUCAUUAAGGUAACUUGAAGCUGCGAUUAGAUUAUGAAUGGAAAUAUACAUAUCUUAUGUAU
This is a messenger RNA of Rubroshorea leprosula, 709 nucleotides long. The record is from the annotation of a GenBank genome assembly. Lineage: Eukaryota; Viridiplantae; Streptophyta; Magnoliopsida; Malvales; Dipterocarpaceae.